AACAGAGGACAAACAAACAGUGGCUGGAUAAGUCGUUUUGGAUAAAACACUCUCUUCUCUCCAUCCUCCUCUUGGAGCAGAGCUCCGUCGUCAAUCCUAGCAAGCAAUGGCUUCCUCAGUCGUCACUUCUUUUCAACCCAGGUCAUCAUUUUUGGGCGAUAGAAACGUGUUCAAGGUCACAACCAAGCCGAUUGCUAGAGUGGGUUUCUCCAGCAAGACCAUAGAGUGCAAGGAGUCAAGGAUAGGGAAGCAGCCCAUCGCUGUACCAUCCAAUGUAACCAUCGCAUUGGAAGGUCAAGACUUGAAAGUCAAAGGUCCAUUAGGAGAGCUCGCUCUAACUUACCCACGCGAAGUUGAGCUCAUCAAAGAAGAUGCUGGUUUAUUGAGGGUCAAAAAAACCGUCGAAACUAGAAGAGCUAACCAGAUGCACGGCCUUUUCAGGACGCUAACGGAUAACAUGGUAGUGGGAGUGUCAAAGGGCUUUGAGAAGAAGCUGAUACUAGUGGGUGUCGGUUACCGUGCGACGGUGGAAGGGAAAGAGCUGGUUCUGAAUCUGGGGUUUUCUCACCCGGUGAAGAUGCAGAUACCGGAUAGUUUGAAAGUGAAAGUGGAAGAGAACACGAGGAUCACGGUGAGUGGAUACGACAAGAGCGAGAUAGGGCAGUUUGCUGCGACGGUGAGGAAGUGGAGGCCGCCGGAGCCGUACAAGGGUAAGGGAGUGAAGUAUUCAGAUGAGAUUGUGAGGAGGAAAGAAGGCAAAGCUGGAAAGAAGAAGUGAUCAUCUUUUGUUCCUUGUUGUUGUGUAUUUUACCCUUUCUAUGUUAAAUGUGUAUUUGCGCAAAUCUUUUUUUAUGAAAAAAAUGUGAAACUUUUCCCCAUGA
Messenger RNA from Raphanus sativus (radish), 881 nucleotides. Its product is annotated as 50S ribosomal protein L6, chloroplastic. Gene Ontology annotation, molecular function: structural constituent of ribosome; rRNA binding. Gene Ontology annotation, cellular component: ribosome. The record is from RefSeq and is a predicted model, not a curated record. Lineage: Eukaryota; Viridiplantae; Streptophyta; Magnoliopsida; Brassicales; Brassicaceae. The transcript has 3 exons. The coding region runs from base 107 to 778 and encodes 223 amino acids. Gene Ontology annotation, biological process: translation.